Cynocephalus volans (Philippine flying lemur) is the source of this 856-nucleotide messenger RNA. RefSeq names its product siah E3 ubiquitin protein ligase family member 3 (gene SIAH3). The transcript is spliced from 2 exons. Gene Ontology annotation, cellular component: cytoplasm. Gene Ontology annotation, molecular function: ubiquitin conjugating enzyme binding; ubiquitin protein ligase activity. The record is from RefSeq and is a predicted model, not a curated record. Bases 53 to 856 code for a protein of 267 amino acids. NCBI's taxonomy places the organism in Eukaryota, Metazoa, Chordata, Mammalia, Dermoptera, Cynocephalidae. Gene Ontology annotation, biological process: multicellular organism development; proteasome-mediated ubiquitin-dependent protein catabolic process.
GACUUACAGCGUCCUCCGCCGCCCGCCCGGGCCAGCACCCCCAGAAGUUGUGAUGCUUUUCUUCACCCAGUGCUUUGGGGCUGUGUUAGAUCUCAUUCACCUCCGCUUUCAGCACUACAAGGCUAAACGGGUUUUCUCCGCUGCUGGGCAACUUGUCUGCGUCGUCAACCCCACGCACAACCUAAAGUAUGUGUCCAGUUGCCGUGCCACCUCGCAGAGUACUGCAGAGCAAAGCAGCCUCCACUCUCACCACCUCGCCCACCAGCACCGCCACCACCGCCACCACCACCACCUGCACCACCACGCCCACCCCCACCACCUCCACCACCAGGAGGCAGGGCUGCACACCGCGCAGGUGACGCCCUGCAUGUGCCCCUUGUUCUCCUGCCAGUGGGAAGGCCACCUGGAGGUGGUGGUGCCCCAUCUGCGACAGAUCCACAGGGUUGACAUCCUUCAGGGAACUGAAAUAGUCUUCCUGGCCACGGACAUGCACCUCCCUGCGCCGGCCGACUGGAUCAUCAUGCACUCCUGCCUUGGCCACCACUUUCUGCUGGUGCUUAGGAAGCAGGAGAGGCACGAAGGCCACCCCCAGUUCUUUGCCACCAUGAUGCUGAUCGGGACCCCCACCCAGGCCGACUGCUUCACCUAUCGCCUGGAGCUCAACAGAAACCAUCGGCGUCUCAAAUGGGAGGCCACCCCCAGAUCUGUGCUUGAGUGCGUGGACUCGGUGAUCACCGACGGGGACUGCCUUGUCCUCAACACCUCACUGGCCCAGCUCUUCUCCGACAAUGGCAGCCUUGCCAUUGGAAUUGCUAUCACUGCGACAGAGGUCCACCCCACUGAAGCAGAGGUGUGA